This is a messenger RNA of Heterobilharzia americana, 870 nucleotides long. The record is from the annotation of a GenBank genome assembly. Lineage: Eukaryota; Metazoa; Platyhelminthes; Trematoda; Strigeidida; Schistosomatidae.
UCAAUCUUUACGUCCCCACAGUUGCUGCGCUCUGCUCAAGGUUACCCUGGGCGUGAUUGUGUGGACGUGCGUUCGGUAGUUGUGAGGAUAACUUAAAAAUGGAUAUCGACAAAGUGCGUUUAGAAAAGCUAGAGAAGUUCAAGGGCAUGAGCGAUCAAGUGCGUAUCGGCGGGAAGGGAACGGCUCGGCGUAAGAAAAAGGUUGUACAUAAGAACGCGGCUGCUGACGACAAAAAGCUUCAGAGUUCUCUGAAAAAGCUUAACCUGAACACCAUUCCUACUAUCGAAGAGGUUAAUAUGUACAAACCAGAUGGUACUAUGAUUCACUUUAAGAAUCCAAAAGUUCAGGCUGCUCCACAUGCUAACGUGUUCGCAGUGACUGGACAAGCAGAGUACAAAGCACUUAAUGACCUGUUUCCAAAUAUGCUGAACCAGUGGGAGACAGCAAAGUUGCGGUUAUCAAAAAUGAAUGAAGGCACGAAGUCAGCAGACUCAAAGGCGGAAGACGGAGAUGACGAUGAUGUACCAGAACUUGUGGAGGAUUUUGAUGAAAAAAGUCGCUUGGAAUAAAAUACUUCAUGUAUACUUUGAGUUAACGUGGCUGACCUGAUAACUUUUAUAAUGGAACAGAAUGUCAAAAUAUGGUUUGUAUUGUACAAUGUUUGGUUUCCUACUACUUCUCGCAGCUUUUAUUCUUCACUUUCUUCUUUUCAAUCGUGCGAUGCUACACUGUUUUACUAAUCUUCAUACUGUUAAGCACUAUACAUACCAAACACAGGGAUAGCUUAUUUCUGAGCAGCCCUAUCGUAUCAGUUAGAGUGAAUUUGUAUAGCUCAGUGAAUGAACAUGGAGUAAAUGAAGCUUUGAUCAC